Molecule: messenger RNA, 1074 nt
Organism: Lodderomyces margitis
Lineage: Eukaryota; Fungi; Ascomycota; Pichiomycetes; Serinales; Debaryomycetaceae
Product: cleavage polyadenylation factor subunit
Exons: 1
Coding region: 1-1074 (357 amino acids)
Cellular component (GO): mRNA cleavage and polyadenylation specificity factor complex
Molecular function (GO): mRNA binding
Source: RefSeq, a predicted model, not a curated record
AUGUCAUCUAAACCAAUCAACUCUAGUAUUCUCUACGUUGGACUGAUUCCAUUUGAAUGGGACGAGGAGGUCGUAAAGUCAGUUGUUUGCGGAUCAGGAAAUGUCGUAGAUGUGAGAUUGGGAUUCGACUUUGAAGGUAAAAAUAAAGGAUUCUGCUUUGUCGAGUACCAAAGCACGCGGGACGCCCAAAGAGCCGCACCGUUGUUGAGCUCUAUAUUGAUACAUCAGCCUCUUGGACUCCCCAAGAGACUUAAAAUUGAAGGAUCAAAGGAGGCGUUUAAAGGUAGUAGUGCUUCUCCUGAACCAAGGAGAGUUCUUGCGCUAAAUAGAAGCAAGUUGCCUAAAAAUGUCCAGUUACCACCAGAGAUGAUGCAAAAUGACCGCCAAUUCACAGGAAGGACCAACUCGCCCCUACCACCAACCCCAACGCAAAAAAACACCCCCAUGAUGGCACCGACUGCACAAAGUUUCAACCCAAAUGUGCCCCUGCAUGGGCCUGCUGGGAGUGUGCCCAUGAAGUUCACGCAGGCGACAAAGUCAUAUCCGUACAUUCCUAAUCUUCCAUUUGCCACUCCUGAUAAUAUAAGCACCACAUUGGGCAAGAUCCAUCCCACACAGUUGAUUGAAAGUCUUGCCAAUAUGAAAAAUGCGUUACAAGCUGACCCAUCUAGAGUACAAGAUUUCUACCAAAUGAAUCCAGAGUUUGCCGUGUGUGCUGCUCAAGCGUUGUUGUUGAUGGGGUUUGUCGAUAACGAAGUGCUUACAUCGAAAUCAGUGUCGUCCACGCCACAACCAAGUUCACAGCCAUUGUACCAACAACAGUCACAGUUUCAACAGGCAAACAACGGACUUUCGCCGUACAUGUCACAGCCGCAGAUGGCAACAAGCUCUGUGUGGUCAAGAUUACCAGUACAGACACAGAAUGCAUUGCGAAAUAUGGACGCUGCGCUGAUAGAGAAGGCUUUCGAGUUUAUCAAUAUGACGGAAGAGUCUUUUCGGGUAUUGUCAUACCACGAGAAGAUUAAAAUCAACCAGAUUAGACAGCAGCUUGGUGCUAAUACGUAUCCUGUGUAG